This is a messenger RNA of Psylliodes chrysocephalus, 1036 nucleotides long. The record is from the annotation of a GenBank genome assembly. NCBI's taxonomy places the organism in Eukaryota, Metazoa, Arthropoda, Insecta, Coleoptera, Chrysomelidae.
AGAUGACAUAAAAGAAAGCGCUCAUAGUAUCUGAUUUAAAAUCGCCUUUAAUCAUUUUGACAGGAUUGUCGUCGAAAGAUAAUCGUCGUUGUCUACGUAUAAUGAUUUUAAACUUAUUCUAAUAAAUUAUUUAUAAACGAAUUUAAAAGAAAAUGUCCGACGAAGAAAAAAGUGAGAAGAAAUGGCCUUACUUCGCACCAUUUGAAUUGGUUACUCAUAAUAGGCCAGAUGAUUGCUGGGUGUCCUUUCUUGGAAAGGUUUUUAAUGUUUCUCAGGUUAUUCAACUUCAUGCCGGUGAAAGAUGUAUUAAACCAUUAUUGACCAUGGCGGGAAAAGAUAUUUCGCAUUGGUUUGACGAGAAAACGGGAGAUAUUCAACAUUAUAUACAUCCCGAGACAGGCUGUAAUGUACCUUAUUGUCCUCAUGGACCAAUUCCAGAUGUUAGCGUACCAAUUCCCGCCACUGAUUGGAGGCCUUUGGGUAGACCUCCAUGGUGGCAUGAUGAACAAUAUCAAAUUGGUUUACUGACAAAAAGAGUGCGGCCACUACGAGUCAUCAACAUGAUUUGCCCGUUUACUAGAGAAGUUUUGAUCAAUGUUUGUUGUGAAGACACUUUUUGGACAAUUCAGGAGAGAUAUAUGGCCUUCAACAGCGAUGCUGAUUGUUAUACCUGGAGAUACCUUGGUGAAAAUUUGGAUAUGAAUAAGACUAUGGCAGAAAAUGGAAUUCCUGACGAGCGGGAUAAAUUUACUGAUUUGGGCUUAUCACAAAAUUAUUAUGUACCUAGUGUUUCACUUUAUUACAAUGAUAAUCUCAAAUGUCUUGGUUCUGAUGAUGAUAAAUGUCCUUCUAUUCCUUCUAAAAUUGUGUGUAAUACUGUAAUGUUGCAUUAGGAAUCCGAAUAACAAAUGGAAAUUAUAAAAUUAAAUUUAUACUCCUAAAAAUAUGUUUGAUGUAGUGAUUCAAUUUGGUUAAAAGUUCCACUUAUACUGAUUUUAAAUACUAAUCUUUAUUUUUGUCGGUUAUAAGUAGGUAG